ACCUCACAAACUACCCUCUGAUGAUGCUGGUAGCUGGACAACUGGGGUCCAAUGCCAUGGCCAUUUCUUCAUCUUUCUUGGGGCCAACCAUGCCUGCAUAUCAGGGCAGCCUUCUAGGAUCUCACAGCUCACAGGUGUACCAGGCACAGCAAUAAGCCUGAGCUGUCAGAGAGGCCAGUAAGAGAUAUCUGAAGCUGUGUGAAGCAGAUUAUCCAGGCCAACAAUGAUAAGGCGUCCACCAACAGUUGUUUGUUACAUCUGUGGUCGUGAGUAUGGAACAAAAUCUAUUGCCAUCCACGAGCCACAGUGUCUGAAAAAGUGGCACAAUGAAAACAACCUGUUGCCUAAAGAACUAAGGAGACCAGAACCUAAAAAACCAGAGGUCAGGACCAUUACCGCCAAAGGUUUCUACGACCUCGAUGCCUUACACGAAGCUGCUUGGACAAGUGCCCAGAGCCAGUUGGUUCCCUGCAACGUUUGUGGGCGUACCUUCCUGCCAGACAGACUGAUUGUUCACCAACGGUCUUGCAAACCCAAAGUCGCCAAGUAAAGCCCUUUUCUCUGCA
This is a messenger RNA of Oryctolagus cuniculus (rabbit), 566 nucleotides long. Lineage: Eukaryota; Metazoa; Chordata; Mammalia; Lagomorpha; Leporidae. The record is from RefSeq and is a predicted model, not a curated record.